CGAUUAACCAACAAAACAAAUCAAUUCUAACGAGAUAAUGUCGUUUUCAAAGGCCAGAAUUCAGCGCUUCAACGAGCUUACAACAAGUGUAGCGCCGCCACCGGGUGCUUACGAUCCGAAAUUCGACAGCAAGGUACGCGCGCCGGUGCUGGAAAAGCCGACCGCGCGCUUCAAUCAGGAUGCCAAGAGUACGACUAGCAGCGGGGCCGAUUGCAAUGCAUCGGUAUCGAGUCGAGGUGGCACCACGAGCGGCAGCGCCCUCACCAGCGCCGCCAGUUCCGCCAAACAGUUUCGAACGCCUCAAGUUCCGAAGAGGCGCUUAGUCAACAAAACCAGUGGUAUGAGUUGUCCGCGAAUCAAGACCAAGCUCUACCAAGUGAACAACGAGAACAAGGAUCCACAGCAUCAGCAUCAGCAGCCGCAGCAGCAGCAACAGUCACAGCAACAGGUUCCGUACGAACCGCUGCAGGAACUAGCCGAUCUGAAGGUGGAAUGCGCCAACAAGGACAAAACUUUGCUCGAGUACGAGAAGCACAUGGAGGACAUGAAAGCCGAGUUGCAGGACGCCGGCGAAAAGUACGAGGUUUUGCUGAAAAAACACGCACAAGCCGAGGAACGGUAUCAAAAGGAUCUGGAAGCUAUGCAAAUUUACACGCAAUUACAGCAGCAGGCGAUGGAAGACAAAAACGACAAGUACCAAACAGAGGUGGAGGCUCUGCAAGCCGAGCUGACCAACAUUUUGAAGAAAAACGAGGACGCCAUGUACGAGAAAACGAUGCUCGAAGAGGAGCUGAGGAGAAAAAUUACGCUGCUCAUGUGCGAACUGGAAAAGUUGCAAGAGCAAGAAGAGAUGAUGGAGAAGAUGAAGAAGCUCGAAUUAGCCACUCAGCAACUGGACGAAAAAACCGAGGAGCUCAAUCAAGCUUUGAUCUUGAAGGACAAGACGGUGACGGAGCUUUUAGCGCUGCAGCACGAGACGGAUAACAAAUUGAAAGAGACCGAAGCAAAGUUGAGAGUAUCGGAGAGUCGAGUGUCGGAAUUGGAGGCGGACAUAAAAAAUUUCAACGACGACACGAACGCCCAGGUGCUGACGAUCAACACGCAGCUGCUCGACGACAUGACCAACGUGCUUCAGGAGUACUUCGAUUACGAGAACUACGACGGCAAGUGGAACAUCGAAAACAUGUCCUUCCACCCGGGCGUCGAGAGCUUUCUCAAGCGCAUCCGAAAGUUCGUGACCGAUCUGAAGGUGACGUACGAGCGCGAGAUCGAGCUGUCGCGCGACAACUUCAACGAGGAGCGAGAGAACCUCGAGCAGCAGUUGGAGGCCAAGCGCGACGCCAUCGUCGAGCUGCAGGCCAAACUCGCCGAGAUGGUCGAGACGAACGCCUUCCUCACCGAGGAGCUGCAGGACGUGCAGAAGCUCUACAAGGAUAUGAGCCGGACGCUGCACGAGGUCAAGGCCGAGCUCGAAUCCGCCAACGACAAGUACACCAAGGCAGUGGCUGCUCACAAGGCCGAGAUGGAGCUGACCUCGAAGAUACACACGGACGAGCAGAUGCAGCUCAAGGACUUGCUCGAGGAAGCUCGUAGCGAGUACCUCAAGGAGCUCGAUAACAUGACGACGGCCCGCAACGAAGAGCUCGCCGAGGUAAAGAAGGCCAUGGAGAAGCGCAUCGACGACGAGAAAAAGCGCAUGAAGGAGUGCGCCAACAAGAUGGUCGAGAACGCCGAGGCCGUGACGAGGGAGACCCUGAAAGCUUGCCGGGCCGAGAGCGAGGAGCGCGUGAGGCGCGUCAUCGCCGAGACCGACGCCAAGGUCAACGUGCUGGUGCGAGAGGCCAAGAGCAGCUCCGAGGACGAGUUGCGUCAGGCCACGGAGAAGUACAACGGCCAGCUGGACCGGCUCGAGAGCGAGAAGGCGGCCCUGAACGUGAAGCUCGCCCAGCGGGACAUCGAGGUGAUCCGACUGACGGCCGCCCUCGACGAGAUCAAGUGCACCGUCGAGACCCAGGAGAGCUUCAGCCAGAGCCUGCAGGCGGAGCUCGACCGGGCCGAGGCCGAGCUCGUCGAAAAGAAGAGCGAGCUGCGCAACCUCAAGGACCAGAUUCGCACCGAGUCGGCUGAGAUGGUGGCGCGCCGCAAGCGCUUCGAGGUCGUCAUGGCCGAGAACCAGCUGAGCGUCGCGGCGCUCACGCGACGCCUCGAGCAGAGCGAGGCCGAGGUCGAGCGCCUCCAGCGGGAACUCGUCGCCCGGGACGCCUCGCUCAUCGGCUACCGCGACCUCUUCGACACCAUCACCCUCAACUCCAAGCUGGUGCAGGAGCAGCUCGACUCCAUCACCGACAAGAUCGACGAGAAGGUCGAGCUCAUCAGCCAGAUGGAGGAGAAGAGCGCCUCGGACAUCAACGAGGCCAAGGCCAACUUUAACGCCAAAAUCGAGUACCUCAAGAGCACGGCGAUAGGCGAGCUGGCCAAAGUUCAGAAGGAAUGCAACUUCAAGUCCGAGCGCAAUGCAGAGCUGAGAGAGAGCCUGCGCGAAAUGUCCGACAGACUGAAAGAAGCCACCGACAUGCUGCUCAAAAUGGAACAACUUAGCGACGAGCAAUCCAUUCAAGUGUCGAGGCUGCAAUUGGAAAACGAGAAACUUUGCCAACAGCUGGACGAAAAGAAUCUUGCCAUCAAAGACAACAAGCUGGCUUUUCAACAGCAAGUGGAACAGCAUAAAAUCGAAAUCGAACAACUAAACGCCAAAUUGUCGACGUUGCAAGAAGAAAUCAAAUCGCUCCAAGACAAAAAGUACCAAAUCGAAGAGAAAAAGUACGACUUACAGGAGGCGAAAAUUCAAUUCCAGGAUGAAAUAGCGUCGUUGAGGCAAUUAUUAGAAAACGAAAAAGAUCAGCGAGAAAAACUAGAAAAACAAGUCAAAGAGUACGAGCAAUCUUGCGAACGGCUGACAGCCGAGUGCCAGCAAACGAGCGACAAGUAUAACGAGCUCGUGUCCAGCUGCAACAAUCGGCAAAAAACAAAGAACGUCUCGCAGCUGAAAGAAAAAAUAAGCCUUCAGCAGUUGGAUCUGCUACGUUUGCGUCAGGAGCUCGACACGAAGAACGAUCUUGUGGCCGAGCUAAGUCAGGCGAACGAUAAGCUGUGGCUCGGCGAGCUGCGUCAGCUUGGCCAAGGCAAGGAGAACAUGUCGCCGCAGCAGCACAAGUUGUUUCAGCAAAAAAAUGCAGCUAUCGCCGCGGUCACGGGCCAGGCCAACAACAACGGCACGACUCCAGUCUCGUCGCCGGCCCACAACCCCAAGCCGCUCACGCCUCUUCGGGAUCGCAAUGACUGAGCUUCGACGAUUUUUGAGCUGCUUCAUUAGAUAUUAUCUCUAUUAUAAUUGAUAAUGAUUUCGUUUGUCGCGCGACCGAAGGCCAGCGUAGAAAAGUUGCAUUAUAUAUCCGCGUCUCUCGCGGACCGGAAACAACGUCUUUUUUAUUUAUUGUUUUGUUAUGUAUAUAUUAUACACAUGCUUAUUAAUAUUAUAUUCUCUUAUAGUAAUAUACGUGUUAGAAUCUGCUUGGAUCCAUAUAAUUUUUUUUAAUAUUAUUAAACGUGCUCAUUUACGAUUGGAACAGUUCAUUGCGCCUCGCCAAAUUUGCAUUUUUUAUCAGGUGCUUUUAAAUUUGUUUGUUUAUUAUUAUUGAUCAUUCACGUUGGAAAUUGUUACGUCAAAAAUGUACUCGUCGAUACCAUACUAUUAUCUUAAUCGAUGGAUCUCGUUUUGAUGCACGCCGUUAUAUAUGUUCUUUGUCUUUUUUUGGAAGCAAACAUUUUUUUGUUGAAAUGAAAAAUUAUUUUUUUUAAUCGUUAUGUAACUGCAAAAAUGGCAUAGUAAUCAAUUUUAAAAUCCG
Trichogramma pretiosum is the source of this 3905-nucleotide messenger RNA. Its product is annotated as myosin-9-like. The record is from RefSeq and is a predicted model, not a curated record. Lineage: Eukaryota; Metazoa; Arthropoda; Insecta; Hymenoptera; Trichogrammatidae. Bases 38 to 3343 code for a protein of 1101 amino acids. The transcript has 11 exons.